AUCUCACUCAUCAACCUCAUCAAACACUCCACUAUUACAAACAACUAUCACCCAACACCACACCACCACCACCAACCAUCAAUAUGCAGUUCAAGACUCUUCUCGUCGCCGCUGGCGUUGCCUCCGCUGCCCCUAAGGAUACCACUCCCAAGAACUUCGAAUUCCAAGGCCUUGCCCUCCGCUCUGCCUCCCCCAUUCACUUCAACUACCUCCAGGCUUCCCAGGAGUCUUUCGAGCUGAAGCUCAAGGACCAGAAGGCCUCUUGCUACAGCAGCAAGGACAAGCCCCAAGAGGCCACUUUCCAGCUCUACGGUGACGAGCUCUGGCUCUACUCCGUCGGCAACCCCCGCCAGCAGGUCUACGUUGACUUCUCUGGCAUGGGCCAGGGCAAGUUCGGUUACACCACUGGUGCUCAGCCUGCGCCCAAGAACGCCUCCCGCAAGGGCUGGAAGGUCGACAAGGACGGCAUGCUCACCUGUGACGGUGCCAGUUUCGUCGCCUGCCCCAUGGGUGACAACCUCGAGAAGACCUCUUGGUCUGUCUGGGUCUACAACAGCAUCAACAACCCCGGCGGCAACAAGAACUGCCUUCCUUUCUCCGUCAAGGCCGUCAAGGUUGAGAAGCCCAUCCCCUGCUCUUACUCUGCCAUCCAGCCCAAGGCUUAAGUUCUGGCUGUGAUGGAUAGCUUCUAGUAUAUAUUUAUUGUUACACCUUUACGAUCAUGUUGGAUCUAGACAUAGUGAGAUACUUCUCAGCAUAUUAGCGUUUUGACGGGGUCGCAAAGCCUCAUUUAAUCACACAAUCAAUUCUGCUCAAGCCA
Messenger RNA from Fusarium graminearum PH-1, 820 nucleotides. RefSeq lists its product as uncharacterized. The transcript has a single exon. The record is from RefSeq and is a predicted model, not a curated record. Bases 84 to 665 code for a protein of 193 amino acids. NCBI's taxonomy places the organism in Eukaryota, Fungi, Ascomycota, Sordariomycetes, Hypocreales, Nectriaceae.